AUGGAUCAGAAGGGUUGUGUUAUCAAAUGUCCUCUAGGUACCAAGGCAAAGAAAUCAAGGACCAACGCACAACCUGUUGGCUUGUCUUCUCAGGAUCUUACCAAUUUCUCUGUGAUAGAAUCUCAAUCAGCACUUUCAAAUGCUGAAGAUUUGAAUAACGCUCUGAUGGACAACAGGAAUGUGAACCAUGAACCUGCCAACCCAAAUGCACUUACUCACAGCAAAGAUUUAACGUCUGAUGCGGAGCUUGGUCAGGAUUAUCUUGGUGACCAUCACGAUGAUCCAUUUCACAACUCUGAUCAAUCUCAAUUGCUUCCUUUGUCUCCAACCAACACCAAUGAACCUGGAACACCCCGAGUCAAUAUGUCUUUUGGGGAGUAA
Messenger RNA from Melampsora larici-populina 98AG31, 381 nucleotides. RefSeq lists its product as uncharacterized. The coding region runs from base 1 to 381 and encodes 126 amino acids. NCBI's taxonomy places the organism in Eukaryota, Fungi, Basidiomycota, Pucciniomycetes, Pucciniales, Melampsoraceae. The record is from RefSeq and is a predicted model, not a curated record. The transcript has a single exon.